AUGGUGGUUGUUGAACCACCAUUGAGUUCCUGUCUAACCGACGAUAAUCUAUGGGAGUUCACUUUGAAAUCCGCAGGAAAGUUGAACACUUUGAUUCGCCGUGUGGUUGACGCAAACCCUUUGAUCAAAAAGUUAAUUGUGCCGGGAUGCACGGGGUUAGUUCCAGAAGGAAUCAUUGCAUGUGGUGAAAGUUUGGGGAAGAACAAUCAUAAGUUGGAGACACUUCACAUCAAUGGCGUCCCUGGCUUCACUAAAGACCAUCUCUCAGCACUUUUGACUUACCUUCCUCAAGAGGGAGCAAUCGACCUCGAGGUGUGUCCCAAAUGCGACCAAGUCAGGAUGAUUCCGCCUUGCUCAAGAGAAUCAUGUAAACGUGAGGGAAGGAACGAACGGGAGUGCAGGGGAUGCUGGUAUUGCGUCCCUAGAUGCAUGGAAUGUGCAGUCUGUCUCGGACCAGACACUGAUCAGAUUGAAGAAGCAGCGUGUGGGGCAGACGUUGUGUGUCUUCCUUGUUGCCAAGCGCUUCCAAAGUGCAGGUUCUGCAACAAACCAUAUUGCACAGGUCACAGCAGCCUGAGGCAAGAUAACACAACGACUGAUGCAACUAUGUUUGUAUGCCAAGCUUGUCACUACAGGACAAGAACAAGCGAAAAAGAACCUCUCAACUAUCAAUUUUAAAACCACUUGUCGUUUUAAACCAAAGCCAUGUUUGCGACCAAGCCAAUAAGAAGAUUUGGACAUUCAUAUCUAAAAACAUUUGUUGUUCUCUGCAUCUUUUUUUAUGUUCUUAAAUGAAAACCUUGGAUUAUGUAAAAACCAAAGAUACUUAUUGUGUAAUAAAUAAAAAGAAAAAAGUGUUCAACAUAGAAAACAGUUGCAAACAACAAUGACUAUAAAAUUGAUUGAAUAUAAUACUUUUAGUGAACUUUUCUUGAAGGAAAAAAACAACAAAACGGGGUAGAUGUUAAAACAAAUACACCGAAUACAAGUUAUCUCCUUUGAUUGGCUAACUCUUUUAUAUUUCCUUUGACAAGUUUCUUUUCUCUUAACCAACGCGGUUGGCCUAGUGGUAGUUGAGGAAGAAAAUCCAAUACGUUCCCCGCAGGUUCGAUUCGCGUUGGCCACCCGAGCUCUCCCUGCUAAUUCCUGGGGAGGAAAUUACGUGGCUGCUGCGGGCCUCGUGGGAUUAGUCGGUUGACCUCGGUCGCCGGAUCCCCACGGUUAACCAAAAAAAAAAAAAAAAAGUUAAAAUGA
This is a messenger RNA of Brassica napus (rape), 1254 nucleotides long. RefSeq names its product F-box protein SKIP28-like. NCBI's taxonomy places the organism in Eukaryota, Viridiplantae, Streptophyta, Magnoliopsida, Brassicales, Brassicaceae. The transcript has 3 exons. Bases 1 to 678 code for a protein of 225 amino acids. The record is from RefSeq and is a predicted model, not a curated record.